UUCAUUCGGGAAAGGUGAUUCCCAAAAUAAAUGAGUUUUGUGGUGAUUAUUUCUCUUUUCCUGCAUAAACUCGUAUUCAAAAACAAUCUACCAUACCUCGACAUAAACUCCAAGUAAAUCAUUUUGGUUCCGUGCCUAGGAACUGGCCUUUUUGUCGCCAGUUAGGUAUUGAGCCCACCUUCCAGCUCCUGGGUGUCAGACAACCAUCUUCCACCAUCUGGAAUAUCCAUCCAGGGCCGCCAUGUCCAAUAAUCUCCUGGGGGGACCGCCAGGAACCGUCCUCGACGAGGAUCGGUCCUCUUCCCCCAGCGCCAUUAGACAACAGAAACUAGAGCAACAGCGAAGACUUCUGGAAGAAAAACAGAGGAAAAAGCGGAUGGUGCCGGGAAUGGUCAAAGUUAAUGAAGACGCAGGGCGACCCCGAUCAGGGCAUCGACAUGCUAAGGAGGAAAUACGAGCUCCGCUGAUGGGGCCUGGAGCAAUAACAAAUAAAACAAACGCGCAAGGUUAUUAUGGUCACAGGCGGUCAAGUUUUGAUGCCAGUUUCAUAUUGGCACAAGAGGAAGGAGAUAUGAAGUUUAUUGGUGAACAUUCUUCACACCGCCGGCAAAGUGUUGAUAUGAUCGCUAGUAACUACACAAAUGAAGCUUAUGACGGUCCACAGUCAUAUGACACCAACAAUCCUGAUAGCACUUGUGCGAAAACCACAGUGCAAGUAUUCGACGUGAAACCACCUGGUGAGAGUAGGGACUAUUACUCAAGUGAUGAUGACAUAGAUGAAAUAUCUACAGAACCUUUAGAGCCAACUAGUAAGAAAGACAUGAAGAUGACUUCAUCGAUUCCAACUGUCCACCUGAUGAAUGAGGAAGACGAAGGCCCCGACUUUGAGAGCCGGGUGAUCAGUCCUGCCCCCAUAGCUCCAUCCUCCACUGACGCUCCUCCACCAGCUUAUAGCAGGGCGAUAAUGAAUCAGCAGCAGGAUGAUACAGCAACACAAAGACAAAAUAUCUUCAACGCUGCAAAGCCAUUCGGAGUAGACACUUUACCCGAUCCUGAACCUACUGAACCUGAGCGUACCUCCCCAUCCAACAGAAAUAAAGGACGUAAAAAGAAAAAAGAGAAAAAGGUCCCGAUGAAUUUAGCAGCUGAGCCAACGGACGAGGAUGACAUGUCUGUCGAUCGACCUCCAGGGGUAACAGCUAAUACUAACGCAUUCAUGGGAUCAAAUCGAUCAGCUCAAGCAUACCCCACCCAUCCCUCGCAGGAAAUGUAUCCUCCAGAUGACGAGGAUAUGGAUAUCAACCGAGGUACUCCACUGGCUGCAUCGGGUAUGGUCGAUCCAACAGAGAGUUUAGAGGAGUUUGUCAUGAAGCCAGCGCCACAAGGAGUCACAAUGAAGUGUCGUAUCACACGAGAUAAAAAAGGUGUCGAUCGCGGCAUGUUCCCGACGUAUUACCUUCAUCUUGAAAGAGACGACGGAAAGAGAGUGUUCCUACUCGCAGGUCGUAAACGAAAGAAAAGUACCACAUCCAACUAUCUAGUUUCAAUCGAUCCUACCGAUUUGUCUCGAGGGGGAGAGUCGUUUGUUGGGAAGCUGCGCUCCAAUAUGUUAGGGACGCAGUUCACCAUCUUCGAUAGUGGGGAGAACCCGAAGAAAGGAAACACCGAUACGUCACGUCGAGAAGUUUGCGCUGUGAUAUAUGAAACAAACGUUUUAGGUUUCAAGGGCCCGAGAAAAAUGACGGUUAUCAUUCCAGGGAUGAACCUUGACCAUGAGCGAGUUGAUAUAAGACCUCGAUCGGAUCACGAUGGUCUUAUCGAGCGCUGGAAAAGGAAAAAUAUGGAGAAUAUUCUAGAGUUACAUAACAAGACGCCAGUAUGGAACGAUGAUACUCAGUCAUAUGUGCUUAAUUUUCACGGUCGUGUCACACAGGCCUCCGUGAAAAAUUUCCAAAUCGUCCAUGACAACGAUGUGGACUACAUCGUGAUGCAGUUCGGGCGAGUAGCAGAAGACGUCUUUACAAUGGAUUACAACUACCCUCUGUGCGCCCUCCAAGCCUUUUCUAUAGCGCUGAGCAGUUUUGAUAGCAAACUGGCAUGCGAAUAAUCUAGUCGGCUAUCUAUGAACUUGUAGUUGUGGUAGAGACAGUGAAUUCCACAUUAAAGGGAGACAUAUUUUGUUACUGAUGUCAUGGGUUUUCAAUUCCAUUGAACCAAUGAGGAUUCAGACACAUUUUGCCUGGAGGAACAAGGUUACCUCACAUUGCAUUGUAUCAUUAAAAGUUGCCAUGCAAUUCAUUUAGUUGUUUUGAGAGUUUAUUAAGAUUACUCAUAUCCACAUCUGCGAUGUUAGUUUUAUUCCAACUAAUGAGGUGGUUUUAUGUUGGAAAAAAAGGCUUUGAUUGUGUACUUGGUCAAGUGCCUGAGUUCAGAUGUAUUCCACCGAGUAUUGUACCGACUAUUGCUUACUUUAGCCAGACCCAGGUGGUGUGAGUCAAAUAUAUCAUGCCGGUUUUCUUUUCUGAAAAUAAACCUUGGAGACGCAGACCAAUCCAGAGAAAACAAGAGUCAGCAAAUGUUCUGGCAAAAAAUUACGUAUAAAGUUUUCUCUGGGUCUGUGUUGGUUGCAUUUGCAUGCAAAAACAGAUAAGAUUUUCUUAGAACCCUCCUGAUGCUGUGGGGGGUGUUUCAGAGUUAAUUUAGGAGAUAUUGUAAAGUUGUUGAUUGGAGUGUUGGCACUCAGACCUUCCAAAAUAUUGUGGAUAACAGAAUUAUUCGAUGUAAAUAGGAUUGGCUGUAUAUACUUAAUUAUUAUGCGUGUGCUUGGAAUCUGCUUGGUGUUUGAGCAGCGGUUUCCUUAGCAAAUUCUCCAAAGAAAGUGAGAUGAUAUGAGAAACUGCUGCAGAAAAUAUCAAGGUAAUAUUCUGUGCACCUUGUUUGCGUUUGUUAUGCCACCAGAACUGCACAUUCUGUAUAUGUAUCUUACAUUUUGGAGAUGUCACAGUAUUUUUAUAAUUUUUAGAGCCUGGCAAUGUAUUUGACAGUAUAUGAAAGUAUUUCUGUCUGAAAAUAGCUGUAUAUGAAAGUAUUUCUGUCUGAAAAUGGCUGCAAAACUAAAGGAUUGAAAAUGGCAGGCAGUCAUUGCUGAGGUGUUUAAUCUGUUGAAAAUACUGUGAGAUCACUCAUUUGUGCAUGUUGACCUUCACUGAUGAACCAAUGUCAUUCAUGACCUUGAGGUUCAAGGUCAAGUUCUUUUUAAUGUAAUUAUGAUAGAUAUGUGCAAUAUAAGUUGUUUGGUUUUGGAUGAUUUGUCAGAAAUCGAACAGAGGGUUUUUUAAACGAUGAAAGGUCUUUAUCUAUGUUUAGUACCUCGAGAUUUGUCCAUAAAAAAAUGUACAAAAUGAUUUUAAUGAAUUCUCUGCUUGCUAGUAUAGUGUAAAAAUAACACAAGAUGACAAUUGGUUUGUUUUUACUCAAGUUUUCCAGUAAUUCCUGUUCAUUUUGUGCAGGAAUUGUACGAUUUACACAAAGAUUAUAUCACGAAUGACACAAAUUGUACCAUCAGCAAUUGAAAUGUUGUCAGUUGCUCUUGACAAGCCAUAAACAUUUUCAACUAUUUUGGCGUUAUGUGCUCCCGAUUGAUUUUGACUUAUAGCAUUAUGAGAAUGAUUCCUCUACUUCAUUGGAGUGACUAGAAAUCUCAAGUUGAAAUGAACGCUCUUCUGUAACGAUAAAAACAGUGCUGCUAUCUAAAAACAGGUUUCAGCACUAGAAUAUAGAGCAGGACUUAAGACUGCUAAAUCAAAAAAUGUGGCAAUGUACUUUAACAUGUUUAACAAGAGUCUUGACAUUUUGAUUAGUUUUGAAAAAAUACUCUGCCAGCAAUGAAAUUGUAACACAUCUUAAUAUUUAAAUGCGCGUGUUGUUCUUACUAAAAUCUUGUUAACUUGCUAAUGACCCGGCAACACAAAUCAAAGAAAGUUUGACUUCUACGCUUGAUUUAUGUUUUUUACUCUUUUCAUGGAGUGCUGUUUUCUAGAGAAAGUAAUCAAAAGGACCGAACUUCCCACCAGUAAAUUCUGUGUGGUUCUUCUGGCUUUGCUUCUCCGUUCUCAGAAUAUUUGAGAUGCAAGCUCAGACAGUCUGUCCACUUUCGGUAACAAAGCGGCUGUUCUCCUGGUUAGCUAGCUAGACCGAUAUUUCUUCUCCUCUUGCAAUUUUUAAGUGUCCUUGCAACGUCAAGAUUCUGAUUUCAAGAAGACAUGGUCUUUUUCAGUGGUCUAUAAAGACUGAAGUUGACACUAUCGACUCCUGGCUACAAACUUAUGAUAACAUAUCAAACUUGCUAUAUCCUUCAUUUGGCCUGUACUUACUUGCGUACUUCUAAAAUAUCUAUUCAGAAUUGUUACAUUUGCGUCCAUACAAGUUCCCCAGGUGUAUCUAUAUCCACGCCAGAUGUGGUGUGCAUGAUCAACCUGGGAAUACGUAAGGCAAACUAUAUAUCUUGAAUAGGCCUGUUCCUGUUCUUACGAUUUCAUCGUGAUUUACCCAGGUUGUUAGAGUUUAUCAUGAGAACUGUUAGAGUGUUAUAAUUUAUUUGGCGCUAUUUUAUCAGUACUGGUACUUAUAUUUCUGGGACAUAUCCAGCAUGACUUGUGAUCCAACUUCAUAUAGGAUUUAUGAACUUCGACAGUGUACUUACAUGGCUACAGUUUAAUAUUGUUUCUGGAGACCAACAAUGCAAAGCUAGUCAGUUUGUUGUCUGUUUGUUUCAUGCUUGUUGUUCUGGCUGUGUCCCUGAAUAAGCUGCAGUUGUGUAUUUAUGUGUUUAACUUGUAAAUAGUAACGACCAGGGGGUCACAAGGUGUAGUUCCAUCCACAAAAGAUUAGGCCAUAGUACUGCAGAAAACAUUAGAUAGGCUAGAUCACAGAAUUCAUUCGACUGAAUGAGUUCUGCCAGAUUUUGCACCCAUGUGAUGUAUCCGUGUGGGGAUUUAGUGUAUCAAAUUCUUUGAAAUUUGGUAGAAAUUAUCUGAAUAUUUAAUUGAGACCUCGUGUCACCUGACCGCCUUCCUAAACUCUUCAGAAGACUUCAGGGAGUUGUUUAUUUUCAUUGUUCAUUGAUGUGUAAAGAUUAGAAUAGAAUCAUGCUCUCUGUGUUGUCAAUAUCUGCAUUUGUUUUAUAAACUGUAAAGUAUGCUUUGAGACACCGCUGGACAUCUGAUUAUACAGGUACAUCAUUCUGGGCCACUUGUACAAUCACUUGGCAUUGCUAUACAUUGAAGUCUUUGUUUUUGUCUUCAAAAGGAUGGCAAAUGUCCUGGGAAGAAGCUAUAUCAUAAAACACAGUAGACUUCAACAAGACAUAUAGCUGGCCAGAACCUGUAUAAUCAAACUGAGGGACUCUGAUUGCAUUGUCAACAAAUAAGAGUAUAUUCGUCAUAAGUUUGACAGGUUCAACAGUAUAUUUAGUAAAGAAAACUGCUCAAAUGUAUAUGUGAACCUGGUAAACUUGAGUUGUCAUGAACUUUGCUUUGUAGGCCAGCUUGUAAAUAUGAUGGCUCGGUUCCUAAAACUGCCGCAGUGCUUAAGACGAGUUUGUGGAUGUAGCACGAGCACACUUGAAGGAUAAACAGUUCUUGCAGAUGCAUAACUAUGUUUUAAUGAGCGUCUGUUAUUCUGGAUUUCAGGUCAUGAAGACCUGCACACACUGUGGAUAGAAAUCAAAAGCUGAUAGAUUUAAGUUGUUGGUUUGACAAGUAAUCAUCAUUGUUCAGACUUUGGAAUGAUUUUUGUCACAUUUUUGCGUAAUUAGCCAGUAAGGCACAUGGAGAAGACAAUUCGGCUUUGUGGUUUGCUUGUGUGCAGGCCUUCAUGUUUGCCAGAUAUGAAAUUUGAAUAUGGAUUGUGAAUUGCACGCCUGCCUGAUUUUUUUUACUCUGGUUUCUUCCAACACGUAGUAUUAUAUUUUCUAGACUGAUGCGUUUCUGCUUUGUCAUGUUUGUCUUGAGUUAUAUUGCCUGUACUGAGACACCUGCUAAAUAAAGGAGGACUAUAGGCAAGAACUGGUCGUCUUUGGAUGACUAAUAUGGAUGGUUUACAAGGGGAACUGGGUCUGGUUUGAUUUAGUGAUGAAUGUAUGCCUCGUAGACGCCUCAAAAGCUCCGAUGUACUUUGAGAUAGUAAUCAGCGAUUCUCCUAACUUAAUACGACUCACAUGACUCCAGCCUAUAGUUUCCCUUUAAAUCCCUGCAAUGUCUCGGCUGUCUUCGUUCAUAAAACAAUGAUAAGUCUUUAUCAAUUCUUGGUAUUGGUCGGGCAGCAAGAAGUAGUUCUAAAAUCGGAGGGGUCAGGCUUCUUGUAUUUGACUCUAGAGUAUUCUUGGGCCUUUGCCUCAAUCAGAAAUUUUGUUUCAGUUAUCAUGCUAUUUGGUUGUGUCAUGAGGCUGAAUACUAUGUCAAAGAAAAUAUAUAUUGACAUAAACUUAAAACUUGGCUUAACUUAUGUUGAGAAAUGGCGAAAACAUAUUUUUGUGUCCCAUGUGAUCAUGCGUGUAUAAUCGGUAUGGAAUCCUUUUACAAACAAAUCUUCAACUUUAUCUUAAAAGCGCACCAAUAAUCGGAAGCAAUAAUUCAAAAAGAUUAUUUCAUAUCUUCAGCUUGAUCUUUGGCUUUUGACUACUAACAUUUUCCCUCUACAAAAGUGUUCUGUUGAGAUAUAACUGGGAACUAGCAUUGCUUUUGGGACAUUCUGUAGCCUGUGAGCAAAAUUAUUGUAAUUUUUGAUUUCAGUGCUGAAUUAUUAUAGCCUUGAUAUUCACAUUAACUGGGACAGGCAACAGUGCUGGUAUUGUCCUUGAAUUGUAACGUACAUGUAUCUUGCUCUGAGCUUUUCUGUAGCUAGAUAUACCGCAGUGGUCGAUCACGAACUUUGGAGAAGGGGAGUGUAAGCCAACCAAGAGAUGAAAAUCUUAAAAACGAGGCGGGUCUGGGGGCCCUCCCCCAAACAAAAUGGGAAGAGGGUGGGCAAGGCGCACCUGAACCCCCCCCCCAUCAACCUUUUCACUGUAUUGUGGUCAAUGCCCAAUUGAUGAGUGUGGGACGUUUUGGCCAUUAACAAAUUCGGUACGGAUACAUGGAUGUUACAGGGGUACAGACCAGUACAUCUUCUUCAAUUCCUACCGAGUAGGCUGUAUCUCAAAUUUUCUCUCAGAUUCUACAACUGCCCAUACCGGGAAUGUUGAUCAGUUUCGAAAUUGUAACAAAACAGGGGCAGCCGAUGUCUUGGUCACAAAAUUCAUCAACCACCUUGAAGAUUUCAUUGCACCCACCAUACAAAUGCAUGCAAUCAAAAAGAUGCCGUCCAGACUUUGAAUGUAUUAAUGAUGAGAUCACUUUAGGUUAUUUUGUUCAUCCAAGCAGUACUGAAUGUGACUUGUGAUGUCUAAGACACAAUCGUAGAGGCGUGCUCAUGUACUCGUCUUGUAGCUGUGUUGGACUAAUAAAUUUUGUCAAAGAAUUUA
Messenger RNA from Lineus longissimus, 7522 nucleotides. Its product is annotated as tubby protein homolog. Bases 242 to 2107 code for a protein of 621 amino acids. The record is from RefSeq and is a predicted model, not a curated record. The transcript has 16 exons. Gene Ontology annotation, biological process: protein localization to cilium. Gene Ontology annotation, cellular component: cilium. Lineage: Eukaryota; Metazoa; Nemertea; Pilidiophora; Heteronemertea; Lineidae.